Messenger RNA from Diachasmimorpha longicaudata, 1231 nucleotides. RefSeq lists its product as uncharacterized. The transcript is spliced from 3 exons. Lineage: Eukaryota; Metazoa; Arthropoda; Insecta; Hymenoptera; Braconidae. The coding region runs from base 610 to 1215 and encodes 201 amino acids. The record is from RefSeq and is a predicted model, not a curated record.
CCAUGGAAAUUAGAUAACAUUAGGAUGAGAGAAUUAAGGAGGUUGGGAAGGCAUCAUUCCAAACCCUACUACCCGCUUCGAGUUUACCAUUAUUUUUUUAACUUUUUGACAGAAUAAUCGAAUGAUUUAUUGAUUUGCGGUUUCAAAGAAACUCUGAAAAUGAGAAUUCUCUGUCGUAAGAUAGGGAUUAUGAAUUAUUUGCAAUUAAAAACGGACACACAUCCCAGCAUUGCGUGUGGCGACCUUCCUCUUCUGGGGUGAGAUACUACGAUGCCGCUACCCAUGUGGGGUUUGCCGACAUACACAACGCGGCGAAUAAUCGGUCCAAUAUCAACUUUCGGCCGUUCGCACGUAUGAAAAACUCGGUUGGAGGUGUUUUAUAGGACAUUUCUAUCGGUGAUUCUAUAGGAAUUCUAUAUGUCUAUCGGAUAUGCUAUUCGAACAAUUCUAUACACAGUUCGUGUAUAGAAAUUCCUAUAGAAUCACCGUAUAGAACACCUCUGUCGAAUUUUUUAUACGUGCGUGGUCACCUCAUAGGCGUAACGACGCACGCCGAUAUAUUCAAGAUAUUUAUUGCGACAGUGAACGUAAGUGAGCUAAAAAAAUCCAAUGUCAAGUGCCCACAGAAUGAAAAAAUUUCGUUCUUUGAGACAAACACGAAAUUCUCAGGAAAGUAGUGUUGACUUGGAGUUGAACGACAGCAAUUCUAACCUCCAAAACGUGCGACUGGACGAGGAUAGCACAGAGAUAGAAGUGAUGAAAACUAAAAAACCACCUGUUCUAGCUAAAGACAAAGUUAAUGAAGCUCUGAGAAAUACAAUUUCGAUACGUGAGAACGUUGUGACGAAAGUAACUGCCAAAGCAACUGUUGAGUCUCCAAGAGUUCAAGGCGGAGCUAAACCAAAAGAAGUCACCUUGUCUUCUCUAUCCUCGACACCUAAAGGAAAGUACAAUCGAGUUCGUGUAAUUAGUAGUUCCGAUGACACCUCUCAGGAAGAUGAUACAUCUCCUCAGAGAAAUGAUAUUCCUCUUCAGAGAGACUCGAGAGCAUCCAAUCAAAGUCCAGAAAUGAUUUUAGAUAGUGACGCUCUAAAUUCUUCACUGCAGUCAAAUGAAAAGAGGAAUGUACGAAGCUACAGUAGAAAUAGUGUUUCGAACAUGAGCAUUGAUUCGGAAGAAUCCUUGAGAAAAUCUGUCUCCGAAACUCCAAAGUGAUCAAAGAAAAAACAAG